Molecule: messenger RNA, 137 nt
Organism: Rotaria sordida
Lineage: Eukaryota; Metazoa; Rotifera; Eurotatoria; Philodinida; Philodinidae
Source: the annotation of a GenBank genome assembly
AUGUAUGGUGAUAUUAAAAUUGAAUGUUUAGAAUCAUUAAUUGCUAAUAUAACUGAAUUUGAUUCGGCAUAUUUAGAAUUACGUGCAGCAGGAAUAUUAGAUAUUCUUAUUCACAAGUAAAUAAUUUUUUUUUUUUU